Molecule: messenger RNA, 333 nt
Organism: Tachyglossus aculeatus (Australian echidna)
Lineage: Eukaryota; Metazoa; Chordata; Mammalia; Monotremata; Tachyglossidae
Product: resistin-like
Cellular component (GO): extracellular region
Molecular function (GO): hormone activity
Source: RefSeq, a predicted model, not a curated record
AUGAAGGCUGCUCUCCCCUUCCUUCUCCCCUUAUUUGGGCUCUUGGCCUUGGGGAGGAUUCAGUGCAUCCUGGACACGGCCGUGGACCAGAAAGUCCAAGAGAGCGUCAGCUCCCUCGGUAAUGACCCUUCCCUCAACGUCAGCCUUGUCUGCACUAGUGUCUUAUCUCAAGGAGCCCUGGUGACAUGCCCUUCAGGCCAUUACAUAGCCACGGCCUGUUUCUGUGGCUCGGCUUGUGGCUCGUGGGACAUCUGCUCAGACACCGUCUGUCACUGUCAGUGCAGUGGGAUCGACUGGACCUCUGCCCGCUGCUGCCAGGCGGGGACCACCUGA